AUGUCUGAACAUCCAUCAGAACAGCUCAGUGCAGAAUAUCGUUUAGAGUCCGGUAGAUACUUGAAUUAUACUCGCUCACCAUUGCCGACGCGAGUCAGUAGUGCGUGCGAGAGAUGCCGCCGCCACAAAACUCGGUGUGAUCCUUUCCGACCUUGCUCACUCUGUGCACGAGCAAAAGUGGAUUGCCAACCACUUCCUGCUAGUCGGACCCGCAGGGAUAGCACUCGGAAAUCAAAGAGAACUUUGAGAAGUCACCAGCGACAAAGAACCACAUCAACAGCCACCGCUGACCAACCUACAGAGAGCUUCGAUGAUUCCAGUAACGAAGCUCCACCAGUGGAAGGUACUAACAAUGACCGCCGUAUAUCUACAGACGGCCGUGUUACACAUCCGGCAAUCGACUACGGUGAAGCGGAAUCUACCAUGGGAAUUGUUCAGAAAAUCUGUGAACUUGGUAGACAGCAUAUCGAUGAGCAAGCCACGUCUGCCAUUCCAGGCUACCGAGCGAGCACCAGCGUUGCCAAGCGGCGCACCGCACCUGUCGGACAACGACUUCCCAUUUCUUCAAUACUAGGUCAGGAUUUACCGCCGACGGAGGUGAUGUAUUUGUUGCUUGAGGACUACUUUGAUGCAGUCCAUUGGUUUUCUCUUGCUAUUUAUGAACAUACCUUUCGCAGGAAACUCUUGUCCGUAACCGACGGACUUGCCUAUCCCUCCCAGAAAUCAUUCUUACUGCUCCUUGCAGUUGUACUGGGUAUGGGGGCGUGGUAUCGGUCCCAAAGGAGGACGACUGAUUUGACCGACAAUGGCAAUUGGCAACAAUUGAGUUCACACCUCUUAAAGAUCGUCGAAUCGCACAUUGUUGAGUUGAUGGACCAACCUUCUGUUACAGCAGCCCAGAUUUGUAUCCUUUUCGGGUCGUACCACGUGUACCACGGGCGUCCCAAUCUCUCCUUUUCAUUACUCGGUGCGACUAUCAAGAUAUCCCAAGCGGCAGGAUUGCACCGUGAACCCUCGAAGGGCAACUUCGAGGAUAUUGAAGAAAGGAAACGUGUAUGGUGGACCAUAUACACCUGGGAUAGAUUUGCGUCAAUCACCUAUGGCCGACCACUGGGAAUAAACGACAAGGACUGCAAUCUCAACAUGCCAGCGGAUAUUUUCGAAAAUCCCUACUUUGUUGCACCGAGAUCAGAGCAGGGAUAUACCGUCUGUUACUCUACAUAUCAAAGGGAGUUGAACCGGCUCUACCUCAUGGCAUCCACUGCCCUGGAGGCAAUUUUCGGCUCGCGGACGUCAGGCUCGUCCGAGGAACUGGCGGGGGACGCAUACGUUGCGCUCGUCAAAGAAGUGACUCAAAAUCUCCAGAGAUGGCGGGAUGAAUUACCUGAGCAUCUAGUCUUGGACCUCGAGAGGGACUUCCCGCCCGACAGCUGGCUCAGUGCCAGGGCACAUGCCUUACAAUCAUUGUCCCUGCAAUUGACCUACGAUAAUAUUCUCAUUGUCCUCCACCGACCUUUACUGGCAAGGCAAGUUGAUCACCUAUCGACAAAUCAGCACGCUUCUAGCAGAAGCGGCCGGAUAGAUUCCCCCGGCUGCCAUCCGAGCGGGCCAUCACCAGCACAAAGGGACCCAGCAUUCGAUGCUGUAUCGCCCAAUGCGUCUGCCACAAGUCCGGUACACUGGUGGAAUGCGGCCUUGAGAACAUCCCGAGUGACUGAGUUACCGGUCCUGGCUCAGCUUGCGACGGAUAGUCAUCUGGUUGCCUUCUUGGCCAUAAAUAUGUUCAACGCGGCAAUUGUACUGGCGGUCAUGGCUCUGUCAGAUCCCCUCUCGGACACAGCACAGGUCGUGAAGCGGACAAUCACUCGUAUCUUGCGUCUGCAGGAUCUUCUUGGAAAGCGCUCUGCAUUAUCGAAGCAAAGUACGACAGUUUUGAAGAACGUGGUCACAUUGCUUCUCCGCCGUGAAUCAGAGGCUAUUCUGGCUCCAAUCACGGCAAACAAUCAGCAAGAAGGUCACCAGUCUUUAGUAGACUCUGCACCAAUGUCUGUGGAAGACACCCUCCGACUCCCUCUCGACGCCACUUUUGAAUUUUUUGAUGCCCCGGCGCGACGACCGGCAUGGCCAGACCAGAGCAGGGCUCAGCGUCUGAACGAAAGUUUAGCAUCUGUUCAAUUCGUCGUUCCGUCCGGCAAUGAUGAUCCUUCCUUCAACUGGUAUGCGAGUGACACUCACCAAGCUCGGGGUACCAUUCAGGACACAUUACAACCAGACCAUGCAUGGCAGCAGUCUGCCCCGAAUGAAUGGCAUGACCCCAGCGUUUCUCUUGGGACAAUGGAAUCCGCAACCUACGGCACGGGUGAACGAGGGUUGUACUGGCUAUGGGAUAUGUCAUGGAAUGGAACAGAGUCAUAG
Molecule: messenger RNA, 2415 nt
Organism: Aspergillus viridinutans
Lineage: Eukaryota; Fungi; Ascomycota; Eurotiomycetes; Eurotiales; Aspergillaceae
Product: Zn(II)2Cys6 transcription factor
Exons: 4
Coding region: 1-2415 (804 amino acids)
Biological process (GO): DNA-templated transcription; regulation of DNA-templated transcription
Molecular function (GO): DNA binding; zinc ion binding; DNA-binding transcription factor activity, RNA polymerase II-specific
Source: RefSeq, a predicted model, not a curated record